CAAGCUGUUUUGUACAACCAGAGUAUUACCCAUUUCGACUGUGUAUAAAAUCAAUGCUUAAAGCAAUGCGCGGGAGUUACCGUUUGAGACAGUUACACAGCACCAGCCAUCGCUCACUCCAUAACGAACCCAUCAACAAGAGCCUCCAAAACAUAAGAAAAACCACAACUCCAUCAAAGAAAACAUUAAACAGUAGGCACGAUGCUAAGAACAAGAAGUCACCCAUCUCAGACUCGGAAAUAGUGAAAUGGAACAUGUCCAUCACCGCCCACAUGCGCAACUGCCAGUGCGAGUCCGCUCUCCGCGUCUUCAAUUCCAUGCCACGCCGGAGCUCGGUCUCCUAUAACGCCAUGAUCUCUGGGUACUUGUCGAAUGACAAGUUUGAUCUUGCAAGAGAAGUGUUUGAGAAAACGCCCAACAGAGACUUGGUUUCUUGGAAUUUGAUGCUUAGUGGGUUUGUGAGAAAUGGUAACCUUGGAGCUGCUCGUUCUUUGUUUGAUCAGAUGCCCGAAAGGGAUGUUGUUUCAUGGAAUGCUAUGUUGUCUGGGUACGCUCAGAAUGGAUAUGUCGAUGAGGCGAGGAAGAUUUUUGAUAGGAUGCCGGAUAAGAAUGUAAUUUCAUGGAAUGGGAUACUUGCAGCAUAUGUGCAGAAUGGAAGAAUAGAGGAAGCUAGGAACUUGUUUGAGUCAAAAACGGAUUGGGAAGUGGUGUCUUGGAAUUGUUUGAUGGGUGGGUAUGUAAAGAGGAAGAGGUUGGUUGAUGCUAGGUGUCUGUUUGAUCGGAUGCCUAUUAGAGAUGAGAUUUCUUGGAAUACUUUGAUUACAGGUUAUGCACAGAAUGGAGAGUUGUUGGAAGCAAGAAGAUUGUUUGACGAGUCUCCUACUCGGGAUGUCUUUACAUGGACCACAAUGGUGUCUGGAUAUGUGCAGAAUGGGAUGUUGGAUGAAGCAAGGAGAUUUUUUGAUGAGAUGCCAAAAAAAAAUGAGGUCUCGUGGAAUGCUAUGAUUGCGGGAUAUGUGCAGUGCAAGAGAAUGGACAUAGCAAGGGAAUUGUUUGAGGCCAUGCCUUAUCGGAACAUAAGCUCUUGGAACACAAUGAUUACAGGCUAUGCUCAGGGAGGUGAUAUUUCUCAAGCUAGGAACUUGUUUGAUAGGAUGCCUCGACGUGACGGUAUUUCUUGGGCAGCAAUCAUUGCUGGUUAUGCUCAGAUUGGUCAGGGUGAAGAGGCUCUGCAGCUAUUUGUAAAAAUGAAAAGGGAUGGGGAAAGAUUGAAUAGGUCUUCAUUUACCUGUUCUCUGAGGGCAUGUGCUGAUGUUGCUGCUCUGGAGUUGGGGAAGCAAUUGCAUGGGCAGCUUGUUAAGGCAGGGUAUGAGACUGGGUGUUAUGUGGGGAAUGCACUUCUGGCAAUGUAUUGUAAAUGUGGAGACAUAGAUGAAGCCUAUGAUGUUUUUGAAGAUAUAGCAGAAAAGGAUGUUGUCUCUUGGAACACCAUGAUUGCAGGAUAUGCAAGGCAUGGAUUUGGCAAAGAGGCUCUGAUGGUUUUUGAGUCAAUGAAGACAGUGGGUAUCAACCCAGAUGAUGUUACUAUGGUUGGUGUACUGUCUGCUUGCAGUCAUACAGGUUUGGUAGACAAGGGUACCCAAUAUUUUUAUUCAAUGGAUCGAGAUUAUGGUAUAACAGCAAACUCAAAACACUAUACUUGUAUGAUCGAUCUUCUUGGUCGAGCUGGGCGUCUGGACGAGGCUCAGAAUCUAAUGAGAAAUAUGCCUUUCGAACCAGAUGCUGCUACAUGGGGUGCUGUACUUGGUGCAAGCAGGAUUCAUGGCAACACUGAAUUAGGUGAAAAGGCUGCUGAGAUGAUUUUUGAGAUGGAACCUGAUAAUGCAGGAAUGUAUGUUCUUCUCUCAAAUUUAUAUGCAGCUUCAGGUAGAUGGGUUGAUGUUAGCAAGAUGAGAUUGAAAAUGAGGGAUAGUGGUGUGAAGAAAGUACCUGGUUAUAGUUGGCUAGAAGUGCAGAAUAUGAUCCAUACAUUUUCAGUUGGUGACCAUUUCCACCCAGACAGGGAGAAAAUAUAUGCAUUUUUAGAAGAGUUGGAUCUGAAAAUGAAGCUGGAUGGGUAUGUUUCUUCUACAAAACUGGUUUUACAUGAUGUGGAAGAAGAGGAGAAGGAGCAUAUGCUCAAGUACCACAGUGAGAAAUUGGCCGUGGCAUUUGGAAUUCUUUCAAUACCUGCUGGGAGACCAAUACGUGUAAUGAAAAAUUUGCGAGUGUGUGAAGAUUGUCACAAUGCCAUCAAACACAUAUCCAAGAUAGAGGGAAGGUUGAUAAUCUUAAGGGAUUCUCACCGCUUUCACCACUUCAGUGGUGGUUCAUGUUCAUGCGGGGAUUACUGGUGAGAUAGAAGAUAUUUGGUAAUUGGAAAUGGUACAUUUAUUUUGCAACUCUAUGUUCUUCACUUGGUAAUCCUUGCAGAUUGACAAAUUACCAUAUUGUGAGUUUUUGGGAAAAUCUCAGUUUAUUGACUCUUUUGAGAGAAGAUUAGAGGCAGAUAUUUAUGCUUUCUCCUCUUGAAGUAGAUUAACAUUUACCCUCUUCAAAGUUUCUCAAGAUGGGUGGAAUAACGUUGGAUCUAUUCAGAAAUUUCUGGACUAUUGCUGAUUGUAUGGAAGAUUUCUCUCUGGUUGAUGAUGGGAUCUGUUGUCUUGGAUAACUUUUUAUAGAUCCCAGACUGCAUAUUAAAGAGAAAGUUCAAGGUGGAAUACAUGAUGAAAUGAAUUAACUGGUGGGAAACAGUCAGCUGAUACUUGGAGAAAACAGCCGAACAAGUGUGCUUCAUAUAGGCGAUACCAUUGAGGUAUAUAAAAGGAAACCUCUUCUUGUAUUCAUCCUCCAAUUUUGGUUUCAAUUUUAGACUUAAUAUGCUUCAGCUAUUAAAAAUACGUGGUUUUCUUGGGCAUAAGAAAGAACCAACUAAGAAGUGAGACGGUUAAAACCAUCAAGUAAACCUGUUCCUAAGGAGUGUGUUUUCUUCAAAAUAGAAAUUAUGCAUUCCUUGCUCGAUAUAGUCUCAAUCUACUCCAUGAUGGUGUUUGGUUGCAAUUAAAUGUCGGUAUGCAAAAUGAAGGACCUUUUCUCUGAUUUCUUGUUCUCUCUCUUCAGCAAUAGUUUGAGCAUAUGACAGGCAAUAAGUGCCCCUCCACAGAAUCUUUGAACAUGAUUAAGAUGGCUAUUGGUUAUGUAAAUUGCCAUUCACAAUCACCAACCCUGUGUGUGCAGCUAUGCCAAGCCAUUGCUUGCCGCAAUCUCAUAUGCAUCCAUUGAGAACAAAGCAAAGGCACAUCCAGCAAAAAUAUAUGCUCCUAUAAAAAAUAGUUACCUUUCUCAUCUGAUGAACAUAGAGAAUAAGGGAAAUGUCUUCAUUAUGCCAUGUGAGAUGAUAAUGUCCACAAGGACUAUAUGUAAAAGUUUUUUGAUCCUUGCUUAUCCAAUUUUAUUU
Juglans regia (Persian walnut) is the source of this 3496-nucleotide messenger RNA. Its product is annotated as pentatricopeptide repeat-containing protein At4g02750-like. The transcript has 2 exons. Bases 54 to 2396 code for a protein of 780 amino acids. Gene Ontology annotation, molecular function: zinc ion binding; protein binding. Lineage: Eukaryota; Viridiplantae; Streptophyta; Magnoliopsida; Fagales; Juglandaceae. The record is from RefSeq and is a predicted model, not a curated record.